AUGACUUACAAAACAUAUGCAGAUGUAUUUUGGGGAGGGGAUUUGAGAAGUGUUUCUGGGUAUGCAGCCUUGACACAGCGCAACCAGGAGAGCAAGAAAAUGUGUCAAGAGUUGGAAGAGUACCUCAAGAAAAGGUCCAAAGUUGAAGAAGAUUACAGCAAAGCUUUGCAAAAUUUGGCAAAAUGUUUUAAGCCCAGGGAGGAAAUUGGGGUCAUUGAGGCAACUCUGAACAAGAUGAAAGUCGAGCUGGAAAUAUUAUCACAGUGCCAUCAUGGAGCUUCCGUCUUUUAUCAGCAUCAGUCAGAAGCAGCAAGGAAGUUUAAAGAAGAUCAAGCAGCUCGACGGAAAGCACUAGAGGAGUCCUUGAACAAAGCCCAGAGUUCCAAGAUUCAACAGUUGAAUAAAACAGUGCAGGCAGAGAAAGUUUAUGUCCGCAAGUAUUGUGAGAGAGAUGCAGCAGAGCAGAACUACAAGGAACUCAUCCAGCAAGUAACACUUCCAAAAGAAAUUGAAAAGGCUAAAAACAAGAAAGCCAAAGCAGAGGAAGAUGCAGAGAAAGCUGACUCAGCUUAUAAAAGUGCAGUUAAAGUUCUGGAUGACUGUAGAGUCGCCUGGGAGAAAGAGAUGGUUACAACCUGUAAGUCUCUACAAGAGCUUGAUCAAGAAAGGAUACAGUUUUUAAGACAUGAAUUAUGGUUGGCAGCCAACGUGGCAUCCAAGAUCGCAUUAGAUAUAGAUAAUAGCAGUGAAUCUCUGAGAGAGCUUCUGGAGAAGUGUGAUAUUGUUUCAGACAUCCAAGCUUUCAUUGAGACAGCCAAGACAGGUCAACAGCGCCCGGAACCAUUUGUAUUCAAACACUACACAAAAAUACUGGCAGCUGGCGACACUGACAGUAAUUGUAGUGACAGUGUCAUCCAUGUUUACAACACCGCUGAGGAUGAUGAAGAGCCAUCUCCCACUGAAACAGCACCGACUUCAUCAAACUUCAACAUUAAAGCUGCACUAGGACGUCAGAAAAUCCUCAAGAAGAAAGGGGCUGCAACAUAA
Messenger RNA from Candidula unifasciata, 1047 nucleotides. The record is from the annotation of a GenBank genome assembly. Lineage: Eukaryota; Metazoa; Mollusca; Gastropoda; Stylommatophora; Geomitridae.